Schistocerca serialis cubense is the source of this 2858-nucleotide messenger RNA. RefSeq names its product basigin (gene Bsg). NCBI's taxonomy places the organism in Eukaryota, Metazoa, Arthropoda, Insecta, Orthoptera, Acrididae. The record is from RefSeq and is a predicted model, not a curated record. Gene Ontology annotation, biological process: cell-cell adhesion. The transcript is spliced from 7 exons. Bases 113 to 958 code for a protein of 281 amino acids.
CCCGAUUAGAUAGUUAGUGUCUCUCAACGCCAUCUUGCGGUAGAGUGUAAAAUUGUUGUGGGCUGGGUUUGUGAAGUGUAGGCACGUUGGAGUUAGUUAUAGCAAUAUUAUCAUGAUAUUAACGUUAAAGUACAGGAACUGUAUACUUGGGUACAGUUUCCUAAGCCUUCUGUUAAUUUUUGUAUCCAAUAUAGUGUCUACAAGAGCAGCAGGUCCACAACUUCAACCUGUGUAUGAUUUUGAGAAUUACAAGGUAAUGGAAUGGAGGCAGCUUAAACUAGUUCUGAAAUGUACUAACAGUACGACUGCAAAACUGGAGUGGCGCAAAGGAGACACAGUAAUCAAAGAAAGUGAAAAAUACAAACUUGAACCAACUUCUCUGGUGAUAGAGAAACCAACAGACGAUGAGACUGGAAAUUACACUUGUACUGAUCUUGCUUCAAAUGCAAGUGUUCCAUUCAUUGUUAUCUCUCGUCCAUUUGCGCGCCUACCUGACAACACAAUAGUAAUAGAGGGUGAGAGUUUGACAUUAGAAUGCCAGACUGGUGGUGUCCCUACUCCAACAAUUAAAUGGAAAAUAGGCAAUGAAAUUUUAAAUGGAAGUACAGAUCGCAUCACGCUGAAAGCAAAAGGUGACAUUGCUGAUGCAAUUCUGUACAUAAAAGAAGUUACAAUGGACGAUAGAAAUAAUUACUAUUGCAUUGCUUCCAAUAUUGGAAAUUAUAAUAAUAUGACGACGGCUGGGACAGCAAAAUCAAUGGUGCGCGUAAAAGACAAACUUGCUGCUUUAUGGCCAUUCCUCGGCAUAUGUGCUGAAGUGUUUGUACUGUGUGCCAUUAUCUUGAUCUAUGAGAAGAAGCGCAACAAGGCGGAACUUGAAGAAAGUGACACAGAUAACAGUCCAGAGCAGAAAAACACACCUGACCAUGGGAAGGAUUCAAUCAGGCAUAGAAAGUGAACAAUGCCAGAAGGCAUAACUGUUAACUUUUUGUUGUUCUUAAUAAAGUUUUUAACAAUGUAUUAAUGUUUUGGUGACCUGAGUGUGUGUUCUCCGUUUGAAGAAUAGAACUCAGAAAGAGAACAUUCAUUUGAGUCAUAAAAAUUCACAAAAUAAUAUACCAUAAAACACAACAUUGUUUGUACUUAAUUCCAGUGUUGCACUUUUAUACUCUUUAAUAUUUUAUGUAAUGGGUUAUUGUUAUGGACAAUCAGGAACUGUAAAGUAGUUUACUGAUUGUUCAAGUAAGAAAUGUUGAUACAGACAUUUAUAUCUGCAAUCUGCUACAGUUGACUCCAUACAAUGCACAUUCAAAUUGGUUACAAAAAGAUGCCAACAAGAAUACUUCCAUUAAGUAACAAAUGUAGAUAGCAACAAAGUUUAUAACGUGGCAUUUUAAGAAACAGUUUGUAUGUAGUUGUUGAAAUAUGUGCCCAUAUGUGCUGUGGCCUCCUGAAUGAGGAAAGCUGAUAUAUAUAAAUAUAUUAUAUAUAUUUCUAUGCAGUACAUAAUUUAUUUGUGCCUUUCACUUGUUUAAGUGGCACUGUCCUUGUUGGUCUCAUGUUUAACUGCCAUAUUUGACUGGACAUAUUGUAAAUAUUCAUUGAUGAGUGGAACAAAGACAGUUAAAUUAACUAGUUAAUACUUUUUAUGAUGUCAUUAAUGCAGUGUUUGCUGCUAUUUAUAUAUAUUUACAUAUAGUCAUCUUCAACAGUUUCAUUACUGGGAACCAUAGUCAUACAAAUCACAAUUUAAUGUAGCCUAAUGAUAUGUAAAUAUUUUUUGUUAUAAUGUGAUAUAAAAUAUUUUAAUCUCACCAGGAAUGUGAUAAUUGCUGUGAACGUCAGUCUGCGAACUUGGUGCAGUUCCUGUAAUAAAUCCUGGAGAUCAUAUAAUAUUGGCCACCUACAAGUGGUACUGCUUAAAAUUUCAGGUUCACGUAAUAUCGGAGGAAGGAUAUUUUGGCAAGUUACUUGUCAUUGUCCUAGUGCCUCAUGUAGCAGUCUCAUCUUAUUAUAGUACAUGCUUUUUGUAGAUGUGAUGGGAUCUGAAUUUAAAAGCAAUAGGUUAUACAGUGAAGUAAUUUGUAUUCUGACUGGUGUACCCAUGGAGAGUGAGCAUUUGCUAACAUUGUUAAAGUGUGCAAGUUUUUAUUGAACCAAAUUCUGAUGUGUGAAAAUUUUAAAAAUUGCAGUUCUGGUAGAAUUGCUAGGUUUCUUAUAGAAAUCUUUGUAAUGUUAGUGAGAAACUGAAGUAAGGAAAGUGACAUCUCAUUGCCUUUGCUUAAAACUUGAAUAUAAUAAAUUGGUCAUGUAAGUGUAGAUCUUGACACUAGAACACUCCCAGCUUUAUUACAUAAUAUAAAUUUUAGGAGGACCAUAUUUCACAAACUCGCUUGCUUUUUAAAGCAUCUCCAGGUAGCUAAAUUAUGAACUAUGACAUCUAAAGUGAUGAUACAUGGAUAGGUGAACAGUAUUGAUACUAAUAUAGCUACAGUGUGAAAUUGUGUUAUAAAAGUGUUUAUUUCUUGUGAAUGUCAAGAUACUUUAUUUUGUUACAAAAUAAAGGGCUAUCAAUAUGUGUGGGGUCAGGUAACAAGCCUCAAACUGUUGUGGGAUUUUGUUUGUGUUUAAAGAACUUUUAUGCUCGUGUGAUUCAUAGUUGUUGAUAGAAGUUGGUUACUGAAUUUGGUAAUCCACUUUCUUAUUGGAUUCCUCAGUUGGAAGGUCAGCUUGUGCCCUUGUACCUCAUUUUGUUAAAGCUGUGUGAAUCCUUUCAGAUGCAGAAGAUUCCACAUCGGAGAUUUAUUAACUUAUAUUGUAUGCUAUUGUUACACAAAUAAACUGGUUACUUAAAAACA